Molecule: messenger RNA, 1327 nt
Organism: Pyricularia grisea
Lineage: Eukaryota; Fungi; Ascomycota; Sordariomycetes; Magnaporthales; Pyriculariaceae
Exons: 2
Coding region: 267-968 (233 amino acids)
Source: RefSeq, a predicted model, not a curated record
CUCGCCACCUUCCCGGUCCACCAAUUUAACGCGUCAAAUCACUGACCCCAUGUCAAACGCGUCCAAUUCCCCCACCCUUUUCUAGAUCACCUUUUCCCGAACAAUACCACUUUAUACAGCCUACACGCAUCCCCCAUCUCCAAGCCCGUCAUCAGCAUGUCUUAACAUCAACACUCUCAAAAAAAUCAAAAAACAAACCACCCCCACCCAAUCCAACCAACCAUCCUUCUCUCUAUAAGCCGACCAACAAAGAUCGUCUUCCAACCAUGUUCGCAGCCAUGCCAUCAUACCCAGUCUUCAACGACUUUUCAUACCAACCGACACGACCGUCGCCGCUGUCGUCAUCAUCUCCAAUUCGUGCAUCGUCGCCACCGCCCGCGCCCCUGAGCCCCUGCGACUACAACCGCCAGCCGCGUCAGGUCCAGUCGUCGCCUGUGCAGCCGCCGGCGUCGAAAUUCAAGUUCUCGACGCGUUCGGCGCGUCCAAAUCCCGUCGUCAGGAACCGCGAGGCCACGCAGCAGAGCAGGAGAAAUUUGUUCCUUAAGGGCGUCCAGCAGAGGGCUGAUGAUCACCGGUGGGAGAGGAGAGGUGUCGAGCACAAGGUGCUGAGCACAGAGUGGUUCAACGAGACGCAGGCUAGGCAGCAGGCGAAGCUGUUGGAUCCGGAUAAUCUGUUGACUGAGGAGGAUAUCCAAGAUGCCGAACGACUAGAGGAGGAACGCCGGAAAAACUACGAAGAAAUCCCCGACGACCUGAUGAUGGAUUCCAUGAUGGAGGAGGACGAGCACGAGUUUGAGGCAUUAGUAUCAAACGUUGAACAACACCAAGCCACAUCCAGUGAGGCGACACGCCCAGACUCACCCCAUCUUUCGGACGACGAGGAUUAUGAUUCCUUAUUCAUGGACUUUCUGUCUAGCCAAAAUCAACAAACAGCACCAGCCUCGUCUGCUGACGUCGAAAUGUCAUAACUAAAUGCAAUUUUGGCAUAUGUACAAAUAACUGGAUGGCGUUCUAGGGUGAAGGGUUUAGGUUAUGGCGUUUUGGAGCGAACUUGAUUUUGGCGUUGAAACAUGUUAUCAUUUUGUCGUUUUUUCCCGGUCACGCAAUGGCGGAUCCGUCGACUGUCCAUAUAGAUUCUUUCUUUUUUGCAUUGGUAGUUACUAUUGUGGCGUACAUGCCUCUGGGUCUGGUGCACCAAGCGCCUCUUGUGCAGAGGGCAUAUCACCCACCAAAUCAGAAGGCGGGGAGCCUGUAGCUUGCAUCUGUCAGGGGUUAGCACAAUGUUCGGAAUACAUUUGGGCCUGUUGCAAGCUCACCUUUUGCAUCC